Messenger RNA from Cryptomeria japonica (Japanese cedar), 651 nucleotides. RefSeq lists its product as uncharacterized. Lineage: Eukaryota; Viridiplantae; Streptophyta; Pinopsida; Cupressales; Cupressaceae. Bases 1 to 651 code for a protein of 216 amino acids. The record is from RefSeq and is a predicted model, not a curated record. The transcript has 3 exons.
AUGACAAGUUUUGAAACUGAGACACUAAUUAGUGAGGGUCAUGAUAGGGCUAAAAUUGAACAAAAAGUUAAAAUCCUUGAAGCCCAGAGAAAGGAAGAGAUGAAGCAGAAGAGGAAGUUGGAGAGAGAAGCAAAGAAGGUAGCUCAAGCCACUCCUAAUGUGGUCUCAAUUACAAUAGAGUCAUUAAAACAACCAGAAGCACCAUCUGGUGAGCCUGCUAGCCCCAAGUUGAAGGAAUCAGUGAAGAGGAAACAAAAACCGGCUAGGCAAUACAUGACUGUGUCUUCUGAGGAGACUGAACCUGAUGACGAGAUAAAACAAGAUCCAAAGAGGAAAGGUGCUUUUGCAAGGGUUGUGAGAGAAAAGAAGGAAGAACAAAAGAAACAACCUGAGAUGGAGCCUCCCCAGAAGACUCCCAAAAUCACAAUUGUACAUAAGCAGAAGCCUAAGGAUGUAGACACAAAGGUUGAGAAUGAAAAAGGUACAAAGGAUAAGGUCUCAGAUGAUGCACCAAAAGUGAGUGAGGCACCAAGUGGCAAAGACCCUAGUACACAGGAGAUGGGAUUCCCAGACACAAACGUUUCUCUGUUUGACACAGAUGCUGUUACAAACACAGACGCUAUUCUGCCCUCCACAGAUGCGCUUAGAUGA